AGAUUUCUUGGUUUCAAUUACACCACCCAUGGCCUCCAAGACCUCAGCUUUUGCUCUCUUCCUCAUCUUUAACUUCCUCCUUUUCACCUUUGCUAGUGCCUGCCCGAGCUCUGACAAGUGCCCGAUGGAUGCCCUUAAGCUCGGUGUGUGCGCCGAUGUCCUCGGUGGCCUCCUCAACAUCACGAUUGGCACACCGCCAAAGGAGCCAUGCUGCUCUUUGUUAUCAGGACUCGCCGACCUCGAGGUCGCCGUGUGCCUCUGCACCGCUAUCAAGGCUAACAUCCUCGGCGAAAUCCUCAACAUUCCGGUCGACCUUAGCCUUCUUGCUAACUAUUGUGGCAAGAAGGUGCCAUCUGGCUUCCAAUGCGCUUAG
This is a messenger RNA of Phoenix dactylifera (date palm), 373 nucleotides long. The record is from RefSeq and is a predicted model, not a curated record. Lineage: Eukaryota; Viridiplantae; Streptophyta; Magnoliopsida; Arecales; Arecaceae.